Molecule: messenger RNA, 714 nt
Organism: Symbiodinium pilosum
Lineage: Eukaryota; Dinophyceae; Suessiales; Symbiodiniaceae
Source: the annotation of a GenBank genome assembly
GUCGGCGUUCGCAGACUGCAUGGUCGGGUGGUAAGACCAAAGCAACCGAACGGCGCAGGAAUAGUCGUCGUGCACACGGCCGUUGGACCACGGGAUCUGUAUUUGCAUUGGCGGGCAGAAGUGUUGGCUGCUGGUGGUUACACGGUUCUUGUGGCAGACAUGCUUGGCGAUGAGCAUGGACAUGGUUGGGAGCCAGAAUGGGGUGCAGCUGCACGUCAACCGUUGGCAGACGACCGCAGCCUCAGUCGGAAAAGGAUGCGGGCUUCUGUCCAAGCAAUGUCUGAAGUCGCAGGCAUAGAUCCGCAGCGCAUCGCAGCAAUUGGAUACUGUUUUGGUGGACGCGCCGUUCUCGACUUGGCCCGUUUGGGACCAGCCGCAGGGGUCGCCGCCGUAGUAUCCUUUCAUGGAAUUCUUGAUGAUGGCGCGCUUCCUCCGGAUGACAUGUCUGCGCAAAACGCGCCCCGUGUGCUGGUUUGUCAUGGAGAUGCAGAUCCCUUUGUCAGCGCUGGCGGGCGCGCUUCGUUUGAAGAGCAGAUGCGAGCAGCCAAUGCGCGGUGGGACAUGAUGGUAUUCGGCGGCGUGAAGCACGGCUUCACAAAUCCUGCGCAGGAUCUGAACCCGAAUCCUGCCUUCGGAUAUUCCCACAGAGCCGCCACGCGGUCAUGGAAGGCAAUGGAGGACCUUUUCGCCGAGACCUUGCAGAGCAGGAACUGA